AUGACAUUGCGCCUUUUCGUUUUAACAGUGACGCUUGGGAUCAUUUCUCGGCAAGGCACAUGUACAGAUGUCACGGAGGAAAGCGCAUGCGAUGCUCCAGAACCAACUGCAAUGCUGCAGCAUCCUUGCCCGACGAAGACUGUGGAACCCAGACCUGCCAGUCUUCAAGAGGCCGAAAAGGCUAAGCUGAAGCUCGAUGCUGCAAGGUCUGUGGUGGACGUUGACCUCAGCAGCAUCCCGGCAUUUGUGCUGAAUCUGGACCGCCGGACGGACCGCUUGGGAAACUUCUCUCAGAUGUUGUAUAAACAAGCGCCAUGGCUCCAGAAGAUGACCUGCCGUGUGGCUGCGCCUGACGGCAACUCCUUCGGUGAUCACUUAAAGGAGUCUCUGAUUCAGCGCCCAUUUUGGCAGUCUGCCAUCUUCCGCGACCAGAAUCAGAUCAAUACGCUUGGUGGGCCAUUGACCAAAGGUGGCGUGGCCUUGACUAUGGGUCACGCAAUCAUGUGGGAGCACCUGCUGCAGACCCAGGCCCCAUGGGGAAUCUUCAUGGAGGAUGACCUCAUGUACGUCCAUCCAGACUUGGGUUCAUUGCUACAGAAGCUGGGAGAUUCCCUUCCUGCGCCAGGGCAGGAUUGGGACUUCCUUCAGCUUCAGGGCGGAGAAUGUCUGAGCAGCUCAUUCUUACAUCCCAUGCAUAUCGUGAUUGGAACUGGCUACAAUUUGGGCAUGUACAUUCUCACCCGCGAGGGCGCACAAAAUGCCAUUGAGGCUGUUUUUCCAAUGAUGGGCGGCCAGUUGGACAACCCAGAAGGUUUCCUCCGUAGCCAGUGCCGGGCUCAUCAAGUCUGUCCUGUCCCAGCAGCACAAGGAGGAGCACUUAAGGAUACCGAUGUGCAGAUCCUCUCUUCAAAGAAAGUCGAGUUUUUGCAGGAAGCCCUGAUUCCCGACUGCCCCUUCCUGGACGUCGGCCAGAUGCGGAAGCCUGACCUCAUCUCUCCUGAGGAUUCCUGA
Symbiodinium pilosum is the source of this 1011-nucleotide messenger RNA. NCBI's taxonomy places the organism in Eukaryota, Dinophyceae, Suessiales, Symbiodiniaceae. The record is from the annotation of a GenBank genome assembly.